GAAAGUAAAAGUAAAAACUGAAAAACACAGAGGCCUAGUCUGAGGCACAGAGUGACGAAGCUUUUCUUAAAGCUUUAAGUCUUCAUUUCAGAAUCCGCUCUCAAGAUGCUCCACAGUUUGAAUCCCUGUCAGCCAGGGACAGGAGGCUUCAACUUCGAAAACAGCCGCAGAAAUGCAGUACUGGAGUCCAGCUUGUCAGAGGUCGGCUACAAAGCUCCCACUGCCAGGAAGACAGGGACCACCAUCGCUGGGAUUAUGUACAAGGACGGAGUGAUCCUGGGAGCAGAUACCAGGGCCACAGAUGACAUGGUGGUGGCUGACAAGAACUGCAUGAAGAUUCACUACAUCGCUCCGAAGAUCUACUGCUGCGGAGCUGGUGUUGCUGCAGAUGCAGAGAUCACCACACAGAUCAUGUCAUCCAACGUGGAGCUCCACAUGCUUAACACAGGGCGUCCCCCACUUGUCGCCAUGGUAACCAGGCAGCUAAAACAAAUGCUGUACAGGUACCAGGGUCAUGUGGGUUCAUCUCUGAUUGUUGGAGGGGUCGAUGUGACUGGACCUCAUCUGUACAGUGUUUACCCACACGGCUCCUACGACAAGCUACCCUUCCUCACCAUGGGUUCUGGAGCUGCAGCUGCUGUAUCUGUGUUUGAGGACAGGUUCAAACCAAACAUGGAGCUGGAGGAUGCCAAGCAGCUAGUACGUGACGCCAUCGCUGCAGGGAUCUUCUGUGAUCUGGGUUCAGGCAGCAACGUGGACCUAUGUAUCAUCACAGAGGCUGGAGUCGAGUUCCUGCGAGGCUAUGACAAGCCAGUCACGAAGGGAAAGAAAGAGGGACAGUACAGGUAUAAGCCUGGCACCACAGCCGUCCUGACCAAAACUGUGACCCCCCUCACUCUGGAUGUGGUCGACCAAUCUGUUCAAGUUAUGGACACUGAAUAAGAAUAAUAAUAAUAAUGAUAAAUUGUUCCGGCUGUGCUCCACGUGUGGAGACACUUUAGAUUGUGCACUCAUAAAAAGACAGAAGCUUUUUGUAAUAAAAUUGUUUGAGUGAUAAA
Molecule: messenger RNA, 1058 nt
Organism: Mugil cephalus (flathead mullet)
Lineage: Eukaryota; Metazoa; Chordata; Actinopteri; Mugiliformes; Mugilidae
Gene: psmb10
Product: proteasome 20S subunit beta 10
Exons: 8
Coding region: 106-942 (278 amino acids)
Cellular component (GO): proteasome core complex
Source: RefSeq, a predicted model, not a curated record